CAGAAUUACAGAUGGGGAGGCCGGGCCCUGCUUUGAUUGUAUCUUUCAGCGGUAUUAAGCACGAUGGUCUUGCUGUAUCCAUGGGCCUGCAAAAGAUGAGACUGGACUCAUUCGGACUGAGUUGAGAUAACUGCAUGCUGGGUUUUCCUGUGAAACUCUAAUAAGCAAGUAGAACUGCAGCAAACACCAGCUCAGACGCACAGCGAGCAGCAUGUUCAGGUACACACCUCCCUGGCAGGUGCUGUGUAACAGCCUGGAUCGUGAUUUUAAGAGACAGGCAUCAACUGUGACAGUCAACCCAUAUGAUUCAUGCACACCCCCCUCAUUAGAGGAGCAGGCUGUGAUUCAUCCCCGUCCUUCUCUGAGACCUCUACUUCCCAGGCCUGCCCCAAACCAUCCACCAGUCCCCAUGACCAGCAACCCAAAGCGUUGGGUAAUAAAGCCCUUCUCCCCUAAGCUAGAGCAGUCGGAUUUGCGCUCCAUAUUGAGCCCUACUGGUCAACCACAGUCGCUAGAGAACACGUGGAGUAGCAGUGAGGAGGGUGACUCUCUCAGGUUCAGUUUGGAAAGCAUAACAGUAACAGGCAUGCAGCCCACUCUGAAGGGGUCAUCUGGCAGUGGUAAAAGCACCCCAGACAUGAUGGUCCAGGCUCGACAAGUGUCUGUGUCUGAGGAUGGAAGUGACAGUGAGGACUGGAUGGCCAGUACCCCAAGCAACCCCAGCAGCCCUGGAACUGCCAGCAGCACAGGCUCACAUGUUGGGUUCUAUUCCUUCGUAGAUGACCCAGCAAGCCCAGAAGCAGAGAUGAAUGAAGUCUACAUGAUUUCUCCAAAAAGACAGGCCAAACUGAAUACCUUGAAGGAGAAGAGCACAUUUAAACUGCAGACGUACACAGAGGAAAAGAGACCUGGAAGGCUAUUCGAAGAAACUAACGGAGAUGACCUUUACAGAGUGAGGGAUGCCUCCACAGUGAAUGAAGAGGAGGAAAAUCAAGAUCGAAUUGAGAUCAUCCGGAAUCAGGCACCCAAGAAUAGCCCUGCCCUUAAAGAGCAGUGGAGUGCCUUGGAAAAUCUAGACCUCAGUAACAUGCCACAAAGGCUCCUGGAUGGGUUUAGUCUACGCUACAAACCAGUGAGUGCAAAGACCGAACAGGCCAGGGUUGAGCCUGGCACCAUAGACAAUGAGCAAAUUGAUUUCAAUGCAGCACGAAAGCAGUUUUUAAUGAUGGAAAGAUCAAAACAGAACCCCUUCCUACAGAGCUCUCAGCCGAUUCCUUACUCCCCUAAAUUGCGAGGACAAUCUCUAUCCUCAACAGCCAACAUCUUCACUACAAAACAAGUAAGCAAAGAGAACAGCCUAGAGGAGAAGCAGAUCCCACUAGCAACACAACAAGAGGCAGAAGUAAAGACUGUAACUGUGACUGAGGCUACAGAAGAUGGUGUUCUGAGUGGUGCCAUAGAUGAUGUUGAUUCUGGUCUUGGUGACCGAAGUGAAGGCUACGCCAAUAAUUGGAGCAUUUCGAACGAACCUUCCAUUUCAGAGAUGGGAAGUAGCUUGACAAUGCUUAGUGCAGAUGAGACUCCCAUUCAAAGGGAAAUCAGAAUUUCCCAACAACGUGAAGAGAGUCUAAGGCGAUCAAGGGGUAUCUUGCGCUCAGACAAUUCAGAGAUGGUGGAGAUUAGGACAAAACCAAUUCUGACCUUGUCGUCUUCACAGGUGAAAGCUGCAAAAGCCAAAGAAACAAACAGAGUGAGUUUCCUUAUUCAGAGAGAGCUUGAACUUGAGAAACAGAGACAUAACACGCAACGUGUUUCAAGUCACCAUAUUCGAGAGAACCAAGUACAGGACAAGAAGUCAUUUGAUUCACAACCCGAUGAAAUUGUAAUCACAUCUAUGAGGACAAGUUUAAGAGAAAGUCUCUCAAAUGAUGUAGAGCAAAUAGCAGUCUCUGAAAAUGACAUGUGGAUUACAGAGCAACCUGUACUAGUAGAUGAAGGUGACAUCUCAGAUUCAAAGGAGGUUCUUUCGCCUUGCUGUCCUCAUCGACAUCCUGAUGAAUCUAUGGUUCAAAGAAACACUGACAGCAGCACUUUUGGAAACCAAGCCCAAACGAGUGCAUAUUCUGAGGAAAACAACCAUUCUGAAGUAAGGGUAUAUAAAGAAAAUGGUGUUGACUGCCAAACCAAUAACCUCAUAACAGAAAAAGAGCCACCCUGGAUUGCAGAAAACGACAACAGCAUGUUAGGAAAGAACAGAUUAUACUCUCCAAAUAUUCCGUCCCCACUGGAUCCCACAAAAAAUAGUUGGUACACUCCUACAAGGAGAUCUCAGCUUGAGCACACCAACUGGAGCCCCAAAAUGCAGAAUGCCCCAGACAGCAUCCGCCAGGAAAUUGAAGAGGACCUCAGGCGUGAACAAGAGCUCCAAGAUCUGAGAGAGUCUUUCUCAGUACUCACCUCAGCACCCAAGACUUCAGUGCCUACUUCCUCUGAACCCAGAUCUCCAUUAUAUAGUAGUGCGGAAACUGUAUUCUCACCACAAACUCCACAUGGGGACAUAGCAGAAGUGGAUUCUGUAUUUCCAGAAAAGAAGACUGAUUAUAGUUACCCUUAUUCCUGGAGUCUGGACACUUUCUCUGUCUCUCGAUUAUCCAUGGCAGAUAAAAGUCUACAGUUGUCCUCACAACGACCCAGUUCCAGACUGCCCUCUAUGUCAAUUAUGACACCCCAGCCAUGGGGAAGCCCAAAACCUAUGUCCCCAACUGUUUCCCGAGCAACCCCCAUCAAUCCCUUGAGCACACUUGCCGAUGUGUCAUCACCUGUCUCCCAGAAAGGUCUGACUGAGACACUGCUAAAGGACUUUGAGGACAGACGUGUCAAACUGAAGCUGGAAGAAAGUGCAUACGCUGGGAUCCAACCUGUUGAUGCCGUAAAUAACGAGGUCGUAGAGGCCACCCGUGUAACAAGGCAUAAAAACCAACGAGCCCUGCAGUGGGAGGCUGGCAUGUACGCCAACCAGGAGAGCUAAUGAAUCGUCAUCGACCUAACAGGAUGCACACCUGAAAUCAUCUUCAGACAAGGAUGACUUAAUGGACUAGUUUUAAUACCAUAUUUCACUUACAGACACACUACUUGCGCCACCUCACCAUAUAAAGUCAAUGAACGUGAAACAUGGAUGGGCAUCUCAUUCACAGUUUUGCUGGCUGUUUAGAAUCAACUGGCAUGGUGGAAAUAGUGUAGGUGUGGAGAGCAUCUUGCCUGCUUGGGGUGAAUUGUAUGCAUUCGCUUCUACAGAGAAGCUCUUGCAAAUGCAAUAAUGAAAACUUUCUUUAUCUCUUUCUCCGCCCAGUAGAUUAACAGUAACAUUUAACUAUCAUUCUUUAUUCUUAAAAAAAAUACACAUUUAUAAAAAAUGAAAAUAAAACAUCAAACUGUAUAGUGCAGAUUUUUCAAUGACCUUCAUCAGUGCUUAAAUUGAUAGGUCAGCCUGCUUUUUAUAUGAGGAAUAAAACAAAUGAAGAAAAGUAUAAUCACAGAGCCAGGUUCCUACGUAAAGAGGAGGGCCUAAGAAAUCUGGACCUGGACAUGAACUCAUUAACACACACAAGCCUGUUGAUCUAACAAAGGUCUCCGCUUUGAACUAAUAUUGAAUCUUGCUUUUAACUGAAAAAUGUAAAAUAUUAAUAGAAUAUUCAUUUUGUAUUGAAUUUUGAAGAUUCAAAAAGUUGCUCUGGAGAUUUUUGCAGUAUUGUAAAUGUGAUAUGAGAAUUGUCUUUUUUUAAAGAAAAAAAAGUCCAAUCUACUUAAAGAUUAUACAUUGUAAGUUAUGUCAUCAUCACUCAGAAGAGUUUUGUUUCAAUAAUAGUCUGGUAUAUCAAAAUUAACUUAAUAGAUGUAUUAUGUGUUGUUAACCUAAUAAUAAAAAUAAUGAUAAUACACUAAUAUUCAAAAUAUUUAAUAAAAUGCUUGAUUUUAGUAGAGAUGUUUCAUUUAGUCAAAAAUAUUUAUUACAUUUUUGUAUAAUAUAAGAUUUGCUACAAGAGUCAAGAGACUGGAGAGUGAUUCCCAACCAGUGGUACUGCAAAA
Messenger RNA from Rhinichthys klamathensis goyatoka, 4086 nucleotides. It is a transcript of the gene misp, whose product is annotated as mitotic spindle positioning. NCBI's taxonomy places the organism in Eukaryota, Metazoa, Chordata, Actinopteri, Cypriniformes, Leuciscidae. The coding region runs from base 212 to 3028 and encodes 938 amino acids. The transcript has 6 exons. The record is from RefSeq and is a predicted model, not a curated record.